This is a messenger RNA of Molossus molossus (Pallas's mastiff bat), 1995 nucleotides long. RefSeq names its product Rac family small GTPase 2 (gene RAC2). Gene Ontology annotation, biological process: small GTPase-mediated signal transduction. The record is from RefSeq and is a predicted model, not a curated record. Gene Ontology annotation, molecular function: GTP binding; GTPase activity. The transcript has 7 exons. NCBI's taxonomy places the organism in Eukaryota, Metazoa, Chordata, Mammalia, Chiroptera, Molossidae. The coding region runs from base 103 to 681 and encodes 192 amino acids.
UCCUGUCGCUGCUGCUCCGCCGGGGCGCCCCGCCAGGCUCUCCACACCCCUGGUGCCGAAGCCACUCUCCACCGUCACUGCCGCCGCCCUCGGCCCGACAGGAUGCAGGCUAUCAAAUGCGUGGUGGUGGGAGAUGGAGCCGUGGGAAAGACCUGCCUUCUCAUCAGCUACACCACCAAUGCCUUCCCGGGAGAGUACAUCCCCACCGUGUUUGACAACUACUCAGCUAACGUGAUGGUGGACAGCAAGCCGGUGAACCUCGGGCUGUGGGACACCGCCGGGCAGGAGGACUAUGACCGCCUGCGGCCGCUCUCCUACCCGCAGACAGAUGUCUUCCUCAUCUGCUUCUCCCUCGUCAGCCCAGCCUCCUAUGAGAAUGUCCGCGCCAAGUGGUUUCCUGAGGUUCGGCACCACUGCCCCAGCACACCCAUCAUCCUGGUGGGCACCAAGCUGGACCUGCGGGAUGACAAGGACACUAUCGAGAAGCUGAAGGAGAAGAAACUGGCACCUAUUACCUACCCACAGGGCUUGGCACUAGCCAAGGAAAUUGAUUCGGUGAAAUACCUGGAGUGCUCGGCCCUCACCCAGCGGGGCUUGAAAACGGUCUUUGACGAGGCCAUCCGGGCGGUCCUGUGUCCCCAGCCCACACGGCCACAGAAGCGCCCCUGCAGCAUCCUCUAGGGGUUGUCCCAACCCUCCCAGCCAGAUGGUUCUGACCCUCCAGGGCCCCCACCCGAAGCCUGAUGGCACCCCAGCUGGCCAUGCUGUCCCCUUCCUGUGGCGUUUCUUAGUAGAUGGUGCAGAGCUUGGUCGCUCGUCUUCUCUGUGCUGGAGGCCCCCACGAGUCCGAAGGUGUGAAUCUGCAGGUGCUGUGUCCCAAUCCCCUCAUGCUCUUGCCUUCCCAGGGGCCAGAGGGGAGCCCCAGGGCCAAUAAGCCACCCUUGCAUUCCUGUGGUGUGCCCUCGGCUGCAUAUGGCAGCGACUACCCAUUUAUCCUAGCCCCACCCGAUGCCUGAACCUCCUCUGGAAACUCGGCCAGAUGGUCGCUGGCCACCACUUGUAUAUCUCCAGGGACGGGCCUCUCGCUCCCCGCUGAGGCAGUCUACCGCAAUACUGAUGGUCCUGCUUGUCUGAAAGUCCUUCUGCUGUGCUAAAAUGUGUGUCUUGGAAGUCUGUCCCUCUGGUCUUAAUUCUCCAUGGGGACGACAUAAAGCAAAUCAGAUGUUUAAAAUCUCUGUGGGCAUCUGCCCAGCCGACCGAAAGCCUGGGUCCCGCUGACUCCUGCCUUCUCUCCAGUCCUUCUGCCCCACCCACAGGACCCUGAGCUACAUUUACCUGGGAGUUACCCGACGCUGCUAGCCAGGACUUCUGCUAUUGCGAACAGAAAACCCAAUUCAAUCUGCUUAAGUAGAAAAUAAAUGUAUCGAUUCAAGUUUGGAAACUGACUUCAGGUGCAGCGUGAUCGAGAGGGCUUGGAUGACGUCAUCAGGGCUCACUUUCCUGUACCUCUUUGCUUUGCCUUCUGCUCUCUGGGUCAUUCUCAGGAAGGUGACUCUCAGGGCUUCAUUCUUUCAGGUUCAACUUCAGCAAAAAAGAACAAGUGCUUGCCCCAGACCAAGUUCUAAUUGAGAUUUACUCUGAUUGGAUCAGCUUAGGUCUUGAGUCUCUUUUCAAUCAAUCAGAUUUGGUAGGGAGCUGCUGUGCUCUGAUUGGCCCAGCCUGGACCACUUGACAGCUAGAGUAAGGAGUGGAGGUGCCUUGUCCAACCACAGGCGCCAGGGUGGAGGGGUUGGUCCCCAAAUGGAGAUUGAAAGCCUUGCUGGAAUUUGGGAAUAUGGGUGUCGGGCAGCUGGAAACCCACAACUUCUACUACUGGAGGACACAGGAAGGUGUCCCAAGAGCUUAAGGAAGCAAUGACAGUCCCCUCGGUCACUAAGCAAAGGGGAAUUUAUUUAAAAGAAAGAUGGGGCUGUGUAAAGAUUGAAGAAGUUUGUC